Molecule: messenger RNA, 5693 nt
Organism: Lates calcarifer (barramundi perch)
Lineage: Eukaryota; Metazoa; Chordata; Actinopteri; Centropomidae
Gene: kita
Product: KIT proto-oncogene, receptor tyrosine kinase a
Exons: 21
Coding region: 241-3222 (993 amino acids)
Biological process (GO): multicellular organism development; protein phosphorylation; positive regulation of cell migration
Cellular component (GO): signaling receptor complex
Molecular function (GO): ATP binding; transmembrane receptor protein tyrosine kinase activity; cytokine binding
Source: RefSeq, a predicted model, not a curated record
GUCAGUCAGAGAUACCUGGCCUCCCCUCUGGCGCGCUCAGGGAACACAGCAUGUUUGCAGAUAGGCGACGGCUGCUGUUGCGAGUUGAGCAUCUGUGCCUUUAAAGACUUGUGAGCGCGUCUCUAUCAGAGCCCGCAGUCAACUUCCCACAACUCCGACGCGCUCGGCGAGUAGAGUAGAGCGACCUUAACCAGAAAGGCACUGGCUCACCUUCACAGCUAGACCCAUGGAAUAAUAACUAUGGAAUACCACUGGAUACUGCUGUCUGUCUUUUUACAGUUAACCUUCCAUCCAGGCAACACAAAGCCCACUAUCACCCCCAUUGAGCACGGCCGCCUUGUCAUCGAUCUCAACAAACCAUUCAAUCUGCAUUGCCACGGUGAGAAGGAGAUGCAGUGGCAGCGGGAAGACCGACCGAAUGUGAAGCUGCGGGGGGAGAAAAAGAUCGAUGGGAUGUCCACGCUGCACGUCACCAGGGCUCAGCCUCUUCACAUGGGCCGCUACAUCUGCCUGGAGAAGAGCUCUGGGGAGCAAGCCUCCAUCUACAUCUAUGUUAGAGAUCCUGACAGUCCCUUCAGAAAAUCAAUGGUGUUCAACAUUCUCACUCGUGUGGGAGACACUGCUUCCAUCCCCUGCCUGGCAACAGAUCCAAGUCUGGACAGUCUGCGCCUGGAAACAUGCUCCAGUAGUGCUCUGGCCUCUGGUCUUCAGUAUAGUGCGAGCCUGGAGCAAGGCAUCAUAAUCCACAACACCCAAAAGGCCUACGAAGGUUGCUAUGUGUGUACAGGAAAACUCAGGGAAAAGCACAUCAGGUCACGCGACUACUACCUGACAGUGAAACCAGUCCCCGUUGCUCCACCUGUCAUUGAGAUGCAGGCCCCCAAAAGAGUGAUUCUCACUCUGAAUGAGAGUCUCUCCCUCACCUGCAACACCACCAAUGUCAAUGGAGACAUAAAGGUCCAGUGGGUGAAGCCACCUGGCUCGGGUGCCGUCUGGUAUCCACAGCAACCAGCAAAGGUUGACGGUGCUUCACGUAUCCUGACGGAGAACUUCACUCAUGUGCGCAGCUCCACGCUGCAAAUCGCAGUGGUCGGGCCACAAGACGCUGGGAGGUACCAAUGUGAAGCUGAGAAUGAAAAAGGGGUCAGCACGCAGUCAGUGUGGCUCGAUGUUUAUGACAAAGGAUUCAUCAACUUAACACCCACAAGCAACAGAACCAUCCAUGUCCGCUCAGGGGAGAGUUUGUCCCUAAAUGUUGACAUGGAGGCUUAUCCAAAACCACACAUCUUCUCCUGGAGCUUCAUGGGCAGUGAGCUGAGGAACACAACCGACCAUGUCAUCACCACACACAGCCAUGAAUAUAGGUUCAUCAGUGAGCUGAGGCUGGUGCGGCUGAAAACGUCAGAAGGAGGGGUUUACACCUUUCGAGCCUCCAACAGCAAUGCAUCAGUAAAUCAGACGUUCACCAUCUUUGUGAUGAGUAAACCUGAGAUUGUAUCUCAAGAGGGCCCAGUGGACGGACAGGUACGCUGUGUGGCAGAGGGGUUUCCUGCCCCCCAGAUCACCUGGUACUACUGUGAGCAGCCGUAUAUAAGGUGCUCCCAGCAGGUGAAUGCCACCCAGGAGGAGCACAAUGUCAUCACUGUCACACUGUUCAGCCCAAUGUUUGGGAAGACGGAGGUGGAGAGUCGUGUGAACAUCAGCAGGGGACGGUUCAACACCCUGGAGUGUGUGGCUACGGUGGAGGGAGAGCAGGCCUACACGCUCUUCUCUAUCAGUGAGAGAAUCGUUCCCCAUGAUCUGUUCACCCCACUGCUGAUUGGCUCUGUAACAGCAGCAGGCAUCCUCUGUCUCGUCCUCAUCAUGCUGUUCUACAAGUACAUGCAGAAACCCAAAUACCAGAUUCAGUGGAAAGUUAUUGAAGGCAUCCAUGGAAACAACUACGUGUACAUUGACCCCACCCAGCUACCGUACGAUCAUCAGUGGGAGUUUCCCCGGAACAACCUGCGUUUCGGUAAGACGCUGGGAUCUGGUGCAUUCGGAAAAGUGGUGGAAGCCACUGCAUAUGGGCUCUCCAAGGCAGAUUCAGUCAUGACAGUGGCUGUGAAAAUGCUCAAAUCAAGCGCUCAUGCCACAGAGAAAGAGGCACUGAUGUCAGAGCUGAAAGUCCUCAGUUACUUGGGAAACCACAUGAAUAUUGUCAACCUGCUGGGAGCCUGCACUGUUGGAGGGCCUACACUUGUGAUAACAGAGUACUGCUGCUUUGGAGACCUUCUUAACUUUCUACGCCGAAAGAGAGAAUCUUUCAUCUGCUUUAAGAUGGAGGAAGACUGCUACUACCGCAAUAUCACACCGCAGAGAGACACAGCUGGAGACAGCUUGAAUGGCUACAUGACCAUGAGGCCUUCUGUUGCUGGCAACCCUCCCUUCAGCUCGUCCUCUGAGAAGAGACGCUCACUACGCAAAGGUGGCUCCUAUGUUGAAACAGAUGCAGAGAGUGAGAUGUUUGACGAGGAUGGUCUGUCUCUGGACACAGAAGACCUUCUCAGUUUCUCAUACCAAGUGGCUAAAGGCAUGGAGUUCUUAGCCUCCAAAAAUUGUAUUCACAGAGACCUGGCAGCCAGAAAUAUCCUCCUGACUCAAGGAAGAGUGGCAAAGAUCUGUGAUUUUGGCCUGGCCCGGGACAUCACCACAGACUCCAACUAUGUAGUCAAAGGAAAUGCACGUCUGCCAGUGAAAUGGAUGUCUCCAGAAAGUAUUUUUGAGUGCGUGUACACAUUUGAAAGUGAUGUAUGGUCCUAUGGAAUCUUGCUUUGGGAAAUCUUCUCAUUAGGAAACAGUCCUUAUCCUGGUAUGCCUGUGGAUGCCAAGUUCUACAAACUGAUAAAGGAAGGAUACAGAAUGGACGCUCCAGAGUUUGCACCCAGUGAAAUGUAUCAGAUUAUGAGGUCCUGCUGGGAUGCUGACCCCUUCAACAGACCCCCCUUCAGGAAGGUCGUGGAAAGGAUUGAACAACAGCUGUCAGAUGCCACAAAGCAUAUUUAUCUGAACUUCAGCUUCAGGCUUCCUGUGACACCCAGAGCCAGGGAGGAGCCCAGUUCUCAGAGCACAGCAUUACACCGUCUCAACUCAGCAGGCACUAACAGCGCUCCAACCCAGCCCUUACUGAUCCAGCACGAGGUCUUCCUGGAGGGGACAACCCUCACAGCCCAACGGGUGUAAGGACCCACCCAACCUGUCUGGCUGCCUCAUAAAGUGCCUGUAAUGUUCCGCCACAAAUAACCCAACCACUACACCCGCCCACUGCCCCGGUACCAGCGGCACUUGUUGUCAUGUGUUGCAGACGGAAUGGUAAUUGCCAUCUAUUACAAGAAAGAACAACAAAGGACGUAUGGCUUUUAUCAUUGCUAUCACUAUUAUUGCCUACUGAUUAGAGGGAGGACAGUUGGACUAAUGCUUCCCUGCUCACAGCAAAUGUUGAGGUACCGGGGAGGGUGGAGGGACAUCAGCCGUUACUCUAAAACUGUCAUUAAGUACACUAUUACACUGUUCUCUGUUUUGUUAUUUUCCGUUUUUUCAGUCACAUUUUUCCUACACAUUUCAUAAACAUUGUUUUGUUGUUUUUUAGGCACUCCAUAUAUAACUCUUACUUUCUAUCAACUGGAUUUAUUUUCUUUUUACAUUUUGUGUUUUGUUAUUCUUUGUUGUUUUUCUGUCAUGGAAAUUUAUGUAGCAUUUUUAUUUUUGGUUGGCUGUUGCAAUUGUUGGAGGAAAAAAAAAAGCACUUGAGGCACUUGAACUUCACAUCAUUCAACACACCAUGUAAUGCAGCUUUUGUUUCUUUUUAUUCCUUUAUUGUCAGUAUUAUUUCCAACUGUUCAGAUCUAUGUUUGUGAGAAGGAAAUACUUUUUGGGGGCCAAUUUAAAUUGAGAUAUCAAGACACUGGUAUAUAAGCUAUUAGACAGCAUGGUUGGUCAUGCUUAGAGUCCAUAAGUGCUUAAAGUCUUUUAGGAGAUACAUUUCUGCUCUUUUUAUGAUGGAUGUUACCACCCACAGAGUAAAAAACUGUCUUUACUGAAUCUGAUUAACACAUACUAUGGAUCAGCCCACAAUUACUCUACACACAGUUGUCUUCAGAGAUAUGGUAUAGACAUGGUACGCUAGCUUUUCAUUUAUGUGCUUGUUGACUGUAUAUGUGUACAUAUCUGAAGGUAAUGAUAAUGGUCAUUGCUAUAAUAUGAUGAGAUGGGAGGAGCUUAACAAAGGAGACACUCUGAAGCUCAUAGCUCUUAGCAUUAGUCUCAGCUUUGUUACAUUGGCAGGUAAAGCAGGUGUAUAGUUUCACUUUUUGACAGCUGGACUGCUGGAGAGUUCUCUUGUAAAGGUGUAAAUAAGUGUUCAGGUUUAUAUGGUUCCCCUCCUGCCACAUUCAGUGUAUGAUCUUUGUUUACAAGCACGAGACAGGUACUGCCAUUCCUGAGAUAUGUUUUCGUUGCUUUUCACUCUCUUUCCCUUCACGAAGGACCGGGAAACGGGAACCUUUAUGUUUUGGCUGACAGGCAGUUGGUGUGUUUUUUGCUACUCCAUGCUGCUGCUGCAGUUGUCUGUUGUGUAGUAUAUAUCAUGGUCAAGUCAGCGUGACACUCGUAUGUAUGAAAUGCCAUGAAGUGGACUGCAGUAUUCCCUAAGGUGACAAGUCAGAGGAAAACGGAGGGUCUUCAAGGCUCUUUGUUCAGAUGUCGACACUGGGUGCAGAGUUCAGUUUCAGUGUGUUGGUCAUCUCAUUGUUCUCCGGCCAGUAGCUGGUUUCCCAGCAGUCCUUCUCUUCUUUGUAUCCAGCUGUUUCCUCCAUCAGAAGUGGGACUUUCAGCACCUCUCAGCCAGUAGUCUGUAUCAGUCCAGACCAUUAUGAUUCCCCUCUUCUUCACUGGUGGAUGUUGUUGUGAAGAGCACCAGGAAAGUGUCCUGUUUGUGUGUAUGAACGUGUGUGUGUGUGUGUGAGAGAGAGAGAGAGAGUGGGUUCACGUCUGCUUGUCUUUGUGUGCAUGUCGGUAUGAAUGCUGAAUUAAAAGAUUUACUGUUAAGAGGUGCCACUACUAAAUAUUCAUCAAGUCAUUUAGGCUAUUAAAACCCCACAGUCUUACUGCUCUGUCUUUUUGUAAAUAUAAAUGUGCGUAUAUUGUAAAAUAAUGUUGACGCUUUUGAAGAUGUUUAUCUUAAUGAAGACGUGGUACAUUGAUGCAGAAUUUUAUUGUGCUGUAUUUUCUUAUGUGUGCACAGAUUUCCAACUGUAGAUUCAACUGGAAAAGCUGCUUGUAUCUCUGUCACCAUGGAAACUUAAAAAGGAGGAGAUUCGCUUUGGCAAAUGUUUUAAUUUUGGCUAAUUCAUCAUUUCAACCAGUCAUGCCAGUUCACUUGGAAUCUGCCACAGAAACACUGCUCUUAACGGUCAUAUCUGAUCACCAAUAUUAAUGGCAAUAUCAGUAAAAAUGAAAAUACUAACUAGAACUAGGAAGGAGAUAUAAUAGAGGAAUAAUAGAGAUUAUUUUUCAUCUCAUUGCUCCCCUCAGAAUUUUCCCGCAUUUUGCUAUAUAUUUAUUAAAGGCUUUAGUGUUACAGUGUAAAAAUUUGAUGUGUUGCUAUUACAUGUGUCAAUGUAAAUAAAAUUGUGUAUUAUAAAUUCCCAGUUAAA